Molecule: messenger RNA, 1608 nt
Organism: Limanda limanda (common dab)
Lineage: Eukaryota; Metazoa; Chordata; Actinopteri; Pleuronectiformes; Pleuronectidae
Product: WD repeat-containing protein 76-like
Exons: 14
Biological process (GO): regulation of DNA damage checkpoint
Cellular component (GO): nucleus
Molecular function (GO): DNA binding; protein binding
Source: RefSeq, a predicted model, not a curated record
AUGUUUCAGGAGAGGAUUCCCGUGGAUCUCCAGGAUCCAGUCCGACGAUCCUCUCGAACUGUUGUGCCUCCUAAACGCCUUCAGGACUCUCCUGAUCUACCAGCAGCGGACACAGCCAUCAAGAAGCGGGUGAGGUGACACCGAACAAACCAGAGAGACACGAACGAGUCUGAGGAGGAGGAGGAAAGAAGUGAGCGUCAGUCGAGUGGACAAGAGGGACUGUCUGUGUAUGAGCUGGAGCGACUGGAGAACAUCCGACAGAACCAGGCCUUCAUGUCCUCCAUCAACCUCUUCCAGGCCACUGACGAGUUGAAGCAAUUUUCCCGACCAAAAGCAUCGCAGAGGGGUUUCAUGAGGUCAAACACUGCUGCAAAAGAAGUUCUGCCCCCUCGAAAAUCCCUUCGUCUCCAAAACAAAGAUGCAGAGAUCCUGACACUUCCCCCUGAACCCACAGGGAAAGUUAUAUAUAGAGAGUCUCCGACAUUUAAGAAGCCUGCUGGUCCUCUGCCCAUGGAUACACUCAACACGGAGGAGGGAAGCAAGCUGCCAUCACAACUUAUUGAAAUCUGCUCAGAGAACUCAAUGGAAGAAAGAAAAGUUGAGCUUGAUCUGCAAAAUUACGGCUCGACUCUGAAGAAAAUGAAGCUGGCUGGGGAGAGAGUGACUAAAGUGGUGAAGGAUCGAAUCUUCUCUGCUGCGUUCCACCCCUGCAGCAGCAGCCUGCUGAUGGCCGCAGGAGACAAGUGGGGGAAAGUUGGCCUGUGGACGAUAGGUGCUGAUUGGGGAGAUGAUGGCGUGCUGGUCUUUGAGCCUCACACUGGUCCAGUUGCCUGUAUGGCGUUCUCCAGGGCUCAGGCCACCCAGCUGCUGAGUCUCAGCUAUGACGGGUCUCUUCGCUGUAUGGAUAUAGAGAAAGCAGUCUUUGACGACGUCUAUGGCAUUAAAAAAGGCCUGAAAACCUUUGACUUCAUGUCUCAUGACUGUUCGACGCUAGUUGUCGGAUCCUGGAAUGGCGAUGUUGCCAUCAUUGACAGGCGCACCCCAGGAAACUCCUCUGAGUCCAUCCACUCACUGGACCCAAAGAGCCUGCGAUGUGUCAGUGUCCACCCUGUGCAGAAGCACUACUUUGCAGUGGCAGAAAGCAAGACAGUGAGUAUUUACGACAGCAGAUGCCUGAAGAAAACAAAAUGCCAGGCAGUCUCCCAGCUGCACGGCCACUCUUUGAGCAUAUCCAGCGCUUAUUUCUCCCCUAACACGGGGAAUAGAGUUCUCACUUCCUGUAUGGAUAACCACAUAAGAAUAUAUGACACAUCUGCAAUGACCACACAAUCUCCCUUGUUGAAAAAGAUCGGACAUAACAUGCACACGGGCCGCUGGCUGACCAAACUAUCAGCGGUGUGGGACCCCAAACAGGAAGAGUGCUUUGUUGUGGGCAGCAUGUUGAGGCCUCGGACAGUACAGGUGUUCCACGAAAGCGGGCGGCUUCAGCACUCAUUCAGAGACGAUGACCACCUUACCACAGUGCUGUCUGUCACUGCUUUCCACCCCACUAGGAACGCCCUCCUGGGGGCCAACGCGUCAGGCCGCCUGCACCUCUUCUCUGACUGA